Molecule: messenger RNA, 1640 nt
Organism: Cucurbita pepo subsp. pepo (vegetable marrow)
Lineage: Eukaryota; Viridiplantae; Streptophyta; Magnoliopsida; Cucurbitales; Cucurbitaceae
Source: RefSeq, a predicted model, not a curated record
CUUGAUUCCGUCAUCUUUCCACCAAUGAAUCCCUACUCCGAGGAAAGACUCACCGAAGAGGUUCUCUAUCUUCACUCUCUGUGGCGGCGAGGUCCGCCGAGGGGCCCUAAGCCCACUCGCUAUUAUUUAUCCACCGCCGUCGCCGCUGCUACGAAUAAGAGACCCAGAGACACAAAGAAUCGAAAGCAAAAGAAGAAGAAGCCACGCCUCGAGCCAUUACAAGACACCGGCCCCGAAUGGCCCUGCCCGGAGCCAGUGCAAAAUCAGCCCUCGACGUCAUCUGGGUGGCCGCCAAUGCCCUGUGCUACUCCGGCGGCUCGGCUGGUGUCGUCUGAAGAGCGAGCAAAUCGUGUGGCGUUGCAAUUGCAGUACAAGGGUAUCGAGGCUUGCCGGAGAUUUCUCAUUAGAAAUGCCGAUUCAGGGAGUGAUGAAGAGGUGGAGGAGGAAGAGGGGAAUGAUGGGGAGAUUAUGGAAAGUGAAGAGUACAAAUUCUUUUUGAAUCUGUUUAUGGAGAAUGAUGAACUUAGGGGCUAUUACGAGAAGAAUUCUGAAGAUGGGUUGUUUUGUUGCUUGGUUUGUGAUGGAAUGGGGAAGAAGAAAUCUGGGAAAAGGUUUAAGAACUGCAUUGGGCUUGUUCAUCAUUCGAAUUCGAUAUCUAGAACGAAGAAGAAGGUGGCUCAUAGGGCUUUUGGACAGGCCGUAUGCAGGGUUUUUGGUUGGGAUAUUGAUCGACUUCCAACCAUUGUGUUGAAUGGCGAGCCUCUCAGUCGAUCAUUAGCCAAUUCUGGAGAUUUCAAGGAUCAGCCAGAGGAAAAUCAGGUGGCUGAAGAACAUGAUUCUUGGGUUCAUAAUGAAAAUGUAGCCAUUUUGAAUGAUGAAAUUGAUAUGAAGAAUGAACAGAAAUGGGAGGAAGAAAAGACAGCUGAAGAUUUGAUUUCUGGCGAGGUACCCGAGUCGAUUAUGGAAGCAUGUGAAGAAUUUUUUGCUGCCUCCUUGACAUCUAUGGCUGACGACGAUGUUAGUGAAAACAACGCAAUCGAGGAACGCGAAGAGUUCAAAUUCUUUUUAAAGCUGUUCAUUGAGAAUGAAAGCUUGAGAAGAUAUUACAAGAACAAGUAUGAUGAUGGAGAAUUUUCGUGUUUAGUUUGUGAAGGAGCGGGAAAGAAAACGUUGAGGAGUUUUAAGACGUGCGUUCGCCUUCUCCGACAUACAACUUAUCCUGGGAAGAACAAAACAGGGAAAAAACGGGUUAAGCCUCACAUUGCUAAGAUGUUGAAAGUAAAGAUGCUGGCUCAUAGAGCAUAUAGUUUAGUUAUAUGCCAGGUUCUUGGUUGGGACAUAGAAAAGCUUCCUGCAAUCGUGUUAAAAGGCGAAGGCCAUGGUUGUUCGUUAAAGAAGCUAGACGUGUUGAAAGACGACCCGGUUGGCAAUGCAGGUGAUAAUACGAACGAAGUAGAUGAUCCUGUGAGAGAUGACUCUACUGAGAUCGACUAAGUUCACAACCAAUCCGUCGGUGCAGUCAGGAUGAUACCGGAGAAGAUGACUCGAAAAAGGUUUUGGCUCAGCCCCAAGCUCGUUAUAACCAAGUCGGUCUCUAAUGGCGACGGAAGAUGAGAGGAGCAGGGCAAGGAUGAUUCACA